Elephantulus edwardii (Cape elephant shrew) is the source of this 2430-nucleotide messenger RNA. RefSeq names its product membrane-associated ring finger (C3HC4) 10, E3 ubiquitin protein ligase (gene MARCHF10). NCBI's taxonomy places the organism in Eukaryota, Metazoa, Chordata, Mammalia, Macroscelidea, Macroscelididae. The coding region runs from base 1 to 2430 and encodes 809 amino acids. The record is from RefSeq and is a predicted model, not a curated record. Gene Ontology annotation, molecular function: zinc ion binding. The transcript is spliced from 10 exons.
AUGUUGCAUGAGGCACAGGAAAGGCAGAAGUUCAUCAGUGAAGCUCAAUACCUGCGGGACAUGCAGCAUAAGGCAGACUCUGACUAUCAGGCUUGUCUGAGACGACAGGAAUACAAAAGAGAUUCAUUUGAGAAGAAGCAAGAACAAUUGAGGGCACAAGAGCCAAAUCCUGAGAGAUGCCGGUUCCCAAGUGGGUCAUCAUCAUCUUCCAGACAGAGUGUUGCUGAGGAGGAUCUUGUCACUGAACCAGGAUUAUCUGCCAAGACUUCCUUGUCUAAAUGUGACUCCAAACUUCCAGCAAUUGACCAAACUUCAUCAGUCAAGCAGAAACAUAAAAGUACCAUGACUCCAAAGAAGUCCGAGAAGGCAGGGCCCAGCAAACCCUCUCCAGCUGCCCAGGCACCCCAGAUUUUAUCAAGGAAGAGGAGGCCAAACCUGGGGAGACUGACAGUCAGCCCAGAAAUGCAGAGCGCAGGAGCAUCUGAAGACCACAGCAGACAGAAAUUGCAGCUGCCAAUGAAGGUGUUGCCCCUCAGGGGAGCAGAUCCAGUAGGCCCAAUGUGGGCAAAUGACACUACGCUAAAGAGACCAGUUAGAGACAGAAGAAACUUAGUCCCGUGCUCUCAGCUGAUGCUAAAUGAGUACAUUUCUGGAAGAACCAACAAAGGCAACAGGAGACCCCUUUCCCAGAUGGAGCCACAUUCAGCUCUGCCCCGUACGUUCCAAAGCACAGAUAGUCCUCGAGUAUUGAGGGGGUCCAUGGGGCCGCCAAUAACAUCCACUACCAUGAGAGGACAAAGAAGGGCCCCAUUUAGAUUCAGAGAUGAAGAUUUUUAUUCCAUCAUUUCAUCAAACUCUGGAGGAGAAAGUUAUGACACUGAAGAGGAAACCCACGUGGAGGAAGAACUUCUGUCGGUGGGUAUGCACCCACCACGUUCUCCUUCCAUUCAUAAGCGAAGUCGAUUUCUUGAGACAUUGGCCACUCACUCCAAAAAUAAAACUUUGGAAGAAGACUCUGAAAAUUGCAGAGCUAAUUCUUUCAGCAGAAGUGAGCUUAGUCAUGGCUCAUUAAAGGCAAGCAAUGCAGGGCAGCCUGUGACAGAGCAACCUUCUGUUGGGCUAAGGAUGUUCCAAGACUCUGGGUUGCAUGAUGGGGAAUCUGUGAAAGAGACUGACAGUGGUGGCAGUGAAAACAAGGCCAAGUCCGUCCAUUCGGGGGACAUCAAAUCUGAGCCCAGCCAAGAGGAUGAUCUCAAUGCUGAAAAUGAACCUAAAGAUUGUACUUCUGUGGCCAGUAGGCCUCGUACCCAUUGUUAUGAAAGGGAUUGGCAAGACUUUUUAAAUAAUCCUGGACACUCGUUUAACCGUCUUCCUUCUAGUAGACAAACAGCUUUGAGAUCAUCAGCGAAUUCAGCUUAUACCACUCCAGGAUCAUUAAUGUGUUCUGCUGUAAGAGACUUGUCAAUGGCGUCAUCUUCAAUUCACAGUUCGAACUCAGAGGGAAACUCACGAUUUCAUAUUCGUCGACCACUCUCCCCCAUUCGAAACAGGCACCUCUUGGCCAGAGCUGAAGACCUCAGUGAUUUUCCAGUAAACAAUACCCGUGCGUUUUGUGUCAGGGAAGCAGAAGAUAAUACCUUAACAAGCCAACCUCAAGGGGCUCCAUUAUCUUCUGGAGAUUCUUUACUAAAUCCUCAAGGUGUCUUGUCCUCAGAGGAUUCUUCCUCUGUAUCAGAAUCAGAAAUGAGCCUGCAAGACCAGCUUCCUGUGCCUGGGCCCCUUCAAGAAAACAUAGCUUUGACAUUCUUUCCUGUGUCUGCUUUACCAAAUCCAAACAUUGGUGAGCCUAGAAUGGCAGUUUCCCGUUUCCUAGAUGAAAAGAAAGACGCUACGAUAAAGGCAGACCCUGAAAAUCUCAAGAAAUUGCAAGAAAGUCUCCUAGAGGAGGACUCUGAGGAGGAAGGAGAUUUGUGUCGCAUUUGUCAGAUAGCCGGGGGUUCCCCCACCAACCCCCUCCUGGAGCCUUGUGGCUGUGUGGGAAGCCUGCAGUUUGUUCAUCAGGAGUGCCUGAAAAAGUGGCUGCAAGUGAAAAUAACAUCAGGAGCGGAUCUCAGCGCUGUGAAAACGUGUGAAAUGUGUAAGGAAGCCCUGCUGGUCGAUCUGGAGGACUUAAACAUGAACGAGUUCUACCAGAAGUACCAGCAGUCCUGGGCACACAAUGAGCUGAUGAAUUCGAGCCUGUAUCUGGUGUUGUUGCUUCACUUCUACGAACAGCAUUUUGCAGAACUCAUGAGGCUGAACUACAACUGGAUUAUAAGAGAGAGGUUGUCAAGAAACUACCUCCCAGCCAGCCCGGAAGAAAAUCAAAAUUCCGAGCUGGGAGAUGGAAAUGAAGGCAGCGUUUAUCAAAGCAAUGGUCGGGUCAUCUAG